GCCCCUGUCGCUAUGGCUACGAGUAAAUAUGGCGGAAGAAGGCGCGGGCCGGCGCGGGGAGCGGGCCGAGGAAGGGCCGGCCGAGCGCGGCCCCGGCGCGGCUUUUCACAUGUUCGUGCUCAUGGAGGACCUGCUGGACAAGCUAAAGCUGCUGAACUACGAGGAGGAGGUGCUGCGGCGCCACAACAUGCGGCCUCUCUCCAGGCACUACUUUGCGCUACCCACCAAUCCCGGCGAGCAGUUCUUCAUGUUCUGCACGCUGGCCGCCUGGCUGAUCAGCAAAGCGGGACAUCGCUUCGAGCAACCGCAGGAGAGCGACGACCCCAACGCGGUGAUUUCAAACGUGCUCUCGGAGCUGCGGUCCUUGGGAAGGACUGUGGAUUUUCCUCCCUCAAAAUUAAAGACAGGCUGCGGAGAGCAAGUGUGCUAUGUCCUUGAUUGUUUAGCUGAAGAAGCCUUGAAGUACAUUGGGUUUAGCUGGAAAAGGCCAGCAUACCCAACAGAAGAGCCAGAAGAAGAAGAAAUAACAGAAGAUGAUGCAGAAUUAACACUUAGUAGAUUGGAAGAGGAUGUUGCAGAAGAAGAGUCAGACAAUGAAGAAAAUUAUAUUGACCUGGAUGUUUUAAAGGCACAGACGUACAGAUCAAACAUGAAUGACACUCCAAAGCAAGAAGAGAUUUUACAAUCCACAACAGAUGUAGCAGAGUGGAAUCUGGAAGUGGAACGUGUGCUUCCACAGCUGAAAGUCACGGUCAGGACUGACAAUAAGGAUUGGAGGAUUCAUGUAGAUCAAAUGCAUCAGCAUAAGGAUGGAAUUGAUUCUUCUUUGAAAGAAACUAGGGGUUACCUUGACAAACUCCAUAAUGAAAUCAGCAGAACACUGGAAAAGAUCAACAGCAGGGAAAAGUACAUCAACAAUCAGUUGGAGCACUUGGUUCAAGAAUACCGUUCAGCACAAGCCUUGCUGAGUGAGGCUAAAGAGAAGUACCAGGAGGGAAGUGGAGGAGUAACUGAAAGGAUUAGAGUGCUUUCUGAGGUUACAGAAGCAUUAGAGAAAGUAAAGCAGGAAACAGAAGAGAAAGGAAGCAGUAUGACUGAUGGUGCUCCUCUUGUGAAGAUUAAACAGGCCUUAACAAAAUUGAGGCAAGAAACCAUUCAGAUGGACAUACAGAUUGGUGUGAUGGAACACACAUUGCUCCAGUCAAAGCUGAAAGAGAAAUCCAAUAUGACUAGAGAUAUACAUGCAACAGUGAUUCCAGAAGCCACAGUAGGUGCCUAUUAAAAUUGGUUGGAUCUGACUCGGUUUGCCAAAAAUGCAGUUUUCUACCGUUUGCUUUUUUUGUGAGCUCAGAGGAUUUGCUUUUGUUGGAGUAGGAGGAUUGUUUUUCCUGUUCCUUUUGAACAAGAUGCUUGUUAAAAGAUGCACUUUUUAAGAAGUAACAUGCACACUUCAGACUCAAGAGGGAGCCAUGCUUAGUUUUGUGCUGUAAAGAUUUACUGCAUAUUUCUUCCAAAUACAUGAAAUAAAUUCUUCUUAGUGAA
Messenger RNA from Sturnus vulgaris (Common starling), 1542 nucleotides. RefSeq names its product intraflagellar transport 57 (gene IFT57). The record is from RefSeq and is a predicted model, not a curated record. Gene Ontology annotation, biological process: intraciliary transport; non-motile cilium assembly. Lineage: Eukaryota; Metazoa; Chordata; Aves; Passeriformes; Sturnidae. Gene Ontology annotation, cellular component: intraciliary transport particle B; cilium; microtubule organizing center.